AUGAAGGCUGCUGACCAUUCUGCGUUCGGGAGAGAUGAAGAAGCCGUGCUGCUCCUGGAGAGGAGUCAUCACCGGCACGACCCGCGCUGGCUGCUGCCGGUGUCCCCUCACGUCUGCCUGGCCUGCGCAUUGGAGCUGCUGCCGGAGCCCGGCGUGUCGGUGCGACCUAAACCCUCCCUCCCCACAAGAACCUGGCGCGGCCAUUUCCCUCACCCUCCUCAGCAAGCCAGCUCCUUUGAACCAGGCACACCUUUCCUGAAACCAAACCCAAACCUGACCCGCUUUCCCAAGGCUCGCCCUUCUCCCAGCUGCAGCGGCCAUUGCUGCCCCCUACUCUUUAGUUUCUCCUGCGGCCCUCUGCCCUACCCUCUUCGCCCUACCCUCCAGCGGGCUCUGCCCGUCGCCUACUUAGUCUCUAUCCUUAUCCAGCUCACUACUCAGCCCAAUAUGGAACAGACCAUCCAGUGCCUACUGAAUGAGUGCCACAGAGAGCUGUGUAACCUGCCCUCCAUGGGUGGCAGCCUGGCCACCACGACUCUUCUUGGCAAGCUGGUGAAUGCCAUUCCUGAUUUGGCAGAAGAUCUUGUCAUGGAGUACGAGAUGCUUUCCGGCCAUUUCCGGGAGAAGCUGUGUGCCCUCUUCCUUUCCACUCUGGACAACGCCCAGACAAGGGACCUACAGAUCAACUGCUUGGGUUUGCUAAGGCAGCUACUGAAGUACGAUCUCUUCGUGUCCGUGAUCAUGAGCAAGUCUGUGCCGGUGGAGGGUGCCGAGAGCGUCGAGCAGCCAUCGAGAGAGACCUCACUACCAUUGGUGCUCAAAAAGUUUCUCCUGUCCAGAGAUGAGGUCCUGCAGGUGGCCAGCUCCCACUGUAUAACUGCAGUGCUGGUCCAUUCCCCUGCAAAGCAUGCUGUGGCCUUCAUUUAUGCUGACAUCCCAGAGUUCCUCUUUGAGCAUCUUUCAUCUUCCAGCGAAAUCCUUGUCUGGUCCAGCUACAACUGCCUGAUACUCCUGGCAGAAGAGCCACUCUUCUUUUCAAAGUGCCACACGGUGUAUGGUUGGUAG
Molecule: messenger RNA, 1065 nt
Organism: Rattus rattus (black rat)
Lineage: Eukaryota; Metazoa; Chordata; Mammalia; Rodentia; Muridae
Product: meiosis inhibitor protein 1-like
Exons: 7
Coding region: 1-1065 (354 amino acids)
Biological process (GO): meiosis I
Source: RefSeq, a predicted model, not a curated record